ACUGAAAUGAUUACUUAACUCUUUCAGAUUGAGUAUUGACUGCAGAAAUCAAAAUAUAAAACUGAUCUUUUAGAUUCGAUUGUUUUCUGUGAUACUAGAAGUAAUUAUAAUUUUUAUUAUGAAUCCAAAAAUAAAUUCUAGGUAACUGUUCGUUAGGGGUCUCAUUAGUAAUAGGGACUUUACGCACGAAGUAAAUAAUAAAAAUAAAUAAAAAUAAAAUGAAGAUGAUGAUGAUGAAUUUCUCGAGCAGAUUUAGUAUAAAAAAUACGAAAUACUGGUGAGCUUCCAAAAGAAGAGAAUAAAAAAACAAUCCAUACAGAGAUAAAUAAAUAAAUUUAAAAGAAGAGAAAAAAAUUUCAGCAUAGAAAAAGUUUUUACAGAAGAAAUCGUCACGCAACCCUCGAGUGAAAUUCUUUAAAACUAUUUCCCUUCCUCAGUAUAUCAUCAUAGAAGCAUUUUUAUGAAGUUUUCCAUUAUGACCUUUUAUUUGUAAGUAGGAGAAUUUUUUUUACACAAUUUUCGUGUGGAUAAUUUGCAUUGAGGACUUGACGAGAGGGACGGCAGUGAAUAUACAUAUAUAUAGACAUUAUAUGGAGAUGACGAUUGUCCUUGGCAAUUUUGAAAUACUUGACGAAGGAAUAAAAAUCAGGAUGGGUGUGGAUAGCGUCUUUUGUUCGCGACUUGUUGAGUGGAGCAGUUUAUUUUUGUCGGUACGGUGAUCGACAGAAAUUGCUGUCCUAUAUUUUUCGAUCUCGAUUCUUAUAAUAUAUGAUUCGUCUUUCUUCAAGAGCAAAAGACAAAGUGUGGUCCUUGCGAAUGCGCAGAAUCGUCAACAACAUUUUCCUUCUUGUUUGGUUCCUAACUGCGGAUUGUCAAGCUCAUGGAAUCCAACGAGUCUCCGUCAAACCCUCUGCGUGUCCGCUUCUUCAUUUAAAAAGUUCCUAUUCCACAAAUCCCACCGCAACAGAAAAUUUAUCAACAAAACCCCAACAAAAAAUAGUGAAUUCUAUAGGAAAUAAAGAAAUUUUCGAAUUAGCAAAUUUUUUCGUGCAUUGCUAAUUUUGUAAAUAUGCGAAGAGCGUGAAAAAAAAAUAAAUGUUUAAAUGCUGUGUAAAGGUGAAAUUGCAGUUUACUUAAAAGUUUCAUGACAUUAUUGUAAUUUUUGGACAAAAUACUACAAAAUCGGUGUGUUUUGAAAAAGAAGAGAACAUAUUUUUUUGGCAAAAUAAAAACAAUUUUAAUUUGGAAAAAUGAAAAAUUCACCGAAUACAGGAAUGGAAGUUGAAGAAUUUCGUACGCGUGGAAAGCAAAUGGUGGAGUAUAUCUGUGAGUUUAUGAGUAAUAUACAUAAUCGAAGAGUUACUCCGGACGUUGGACCAGGAUAUCUUCGACCUCUUCUACCAUCUGAACCACCCCACGAGCCAGAAUCUUGGGAUGCCAUUAUGAACGAUGUAGAGACGAAAAUUAUGCCUGGGAUUACGCACUGGCAGCAUCCAAGAUUUCACGCGUAUUUUCCUGCUGGAAAUUCCUUUCCUUCCAUUCUUGGUGACAUGUUAUCAGAUGCAAUUGGAUGUAUCGGAUUUUCAUGGGCUGCCAGUCCAGCUUGCACAGAAUUGGAGACGAUAGUUUGUGAUUGGUUCGGAAAAGCUAUUGGCCUACCAAAUGACUUCCUGUAUUUUAGUGAAGGAAGUAGAGGCGGUGGAGUAAUUCAGGGCUCAGCUUCAGAAUGUAUAUUAGUUUGUAUGUUGGCUGCAAGAGCACAGGCAAUUGCUAGGCUCAAGGAAUCCCCGGCUCAUUCACAUUUAGACGAAACUGCUCUACUUGGAAAGUUAAUGGCCUACUGUAGUCGUGAGAGUCAUAGUUGUGUUGAAAAAGACGCAAUGAUAUGCUUCGUAAAAUUAAGAAUUUUGGAACCCGAUGAAAAAAGUGUACUAAGGGGUGAAACUUUACGACAGGCAAUUGAAGCUGAUGUCGCUGAGGGAUAUGUGCCAUUUUUUGUUUCCUCAACUCUUGGCACAACGGCAUGUGUUUCAUUUGACAAUUUGAAAGAAAUUGGACCUGUUUGCAAAAAAUAUCCCGGAAUUUGGUUGCAUGUUGAUGCGGCCUAUGCUGGAAAUGCGUUUAUUUGUCCUGAAUUAAAAUACUUAAUGGAAGGUAUUGAGUACGCAGAUUCAGUUAACACUAAUCCUAAUAAGUUCCUGCUAACUAAUUUCGAUUGCUCUUGUCUCUGGGUUCGAGACAGGUUUAAACUAACAAGCGCUCUAGUUGUAGAUCCUCUUUACCUUCAACAUACUCACGCUGACACAGCAAUUGAUUAUAGACAUUGGAGCAUACCACUAAGUAGGCGAUUUCGAUCCUUAAAAUUAUGGUUUGUCAUUAGAAGCUAUGGAAUUUCUGGUUUACAAGCAUAUAUUCGAAAUCAUGUUCAGCUUGCGAAGCGUUUCGAGUCACACGUUAAAAAAGACUCGAGGUUUGAAGUAUGCAACGAAGUUGUGUUAGGAUUAGUGUGCUUUCGAGCUAAGGGAUCUGAUAAACUAAAUCAAAAAUUAUUGAGUGCAAUUAAUGAUUCUGGAAAAAUACAUAUGAUACCAGCAAAAGUUAAUCAACGAUACACGAUACGAUUUGCUUUAGCUGCUCCAAAUGCUACAAACGAGGAUGUUGAUAUUGCGUGGGGCGUAAUCACGGACUACCUAUCAGAACUUCUAGAAUCUAAGGACGUAAUGGAUGAACUAGCUGACAUAAGAGAAAAGAAGAGGAAAGCUACUUUGGAACAGAGAAGAGCCUUCUUUGUACGAAUGGUUUCUGAUCCAGCAAUUCAGCCUGGAUUUACUAAAACACCAAAUAGAACGCCUAAACUUGACACACAGGCUACAAUUGGUGGAAUAGGGUCUAAUCAAACCCCCACGUAUGUAAAUCGUACUAUGUCCAGCAUGCACGAUACACUGCCUACAACGUAUUGCAUUUCGUGCGCAAAACGUUCGUGGAUAUCCUGGCCACUAGCCUAUUUAAUGCAAGCAAAGGAUGCUGCCGAUACCAGUGAACUAUCUCUCAGGUGGGGGAUUUUCGAAAAGUUUCGCCAUUUGGAUACAAUGGUAAGAUUAAAAACAGGAGGAGCCGGAAGUCGUCGAGGAAGUAGUAACGGUGGCAGUCCUGAACCAUCUCCGUCCGUUUCACCUUCUCGAGGAAGAUCACCAAACGGUCGAGCGUAAUUAAAUCCAAAAAAGUUUGGCUCAAUCUCACACGAAACUCAAAUAAGAAAUAAUUAAAUUUAACAUCGAGAUUAUUAUAAAGAGAAUGAAAUGGCAAAAUAUGAAAGAUUUUUUCUUCAAAUUUACAUCUAAUGGAUUCCCAUCUUGCGACGCUCAAUUCGCAACACCAAUAAAAAUCAAGUAUUUAAUUAUAUAAAGACUUCAUGAAUUUAAAAAAAACAAAGCUUUCGACAAAAUUAUUUACAAAGAAUACACAUUAAUCGCGUAUCUUUAAUAUAAAAAAUUUUAAAAUUUAAAUAAUUUUCAAACACCUUGAAUGUACUUCUAGAGGUCUUAGAUAAAAAUGUUGAAGUUCUUAUAUAGGCGUAUCGAAAAAUUUGAAUAAAAAUUAGAUGUCAGAUUACAUUUCAUUUUACUGAUAGAGAAUAAAACUGCUUCGUGUACAUAAAAAUAAAUUAUAGUUUAUUUAGAUUCCUUAGAACAAUUAUAGAAAUUAAAAAAAAAAAUUAUUUGCAUCUAUUAAAAUUAUUGAUUGUUUCAAUAUUAUUUUUAGAAUUUCACUUUUAUUUUUGAAGCUAGUGUAUCCAAACUAAUAGUUCUUUCUCAUGAUUAUUUAAAACAUAAUUUUAAUAUUUAGCAAUUUUAUAUCAUUUUAUGGAUAAAAGUGAAAUUUUUUUUGUGAAUAAAAACUUGAACAAAACUGUGAUUAUGGCUAAUAAUCUUAUUUUUUCUGUAUUUAUAAAAUUCUUUUAUUGCACGUGGAAAGUUAUUAUGAUAAAAAGUGUAGCGAAAUUACUGAUUAGACAUGCUCGAGUUAUUAAAAAUGCUUUAAAUUUGCUUGCGCUUCUGGACUACUAUUAGACUCACUUGAAUGUUAAUAAUAAUUAAUUUAAACAUUUUACUUUCUAUACAAAACUUUUCUGUUUUGUUUUAUAAACGGUUCAAGAUAAUAAGUUUAUUAAUCAACUUUCAAAAAUAAAUCGAUAUCUACGGUUCAUAUAAUGCUUAUUAAUUGAAUCAACUGAGAAAAAUAUUAUUCCUAUCAAAAUUUUAAUACAAGAUAAUUCUUUUUGUACAUCACGUGCAAGACAAUGCCAACUGAAACUAGCGGACAAUAUAAUUCCUAUUUACAUAUAAGUGGAAAAUAAUUCCUAUUCAAAAUUUUGUGAGAAAUAAUUCUUAUUCACUGUAAUUUAUAAUUAUUUACUGUAAUAAUUUUUUAGACAUGAAUCUACUUGUUAUUGAAAUCGCUGAUUACGAAUUUGAUGUCAGCUUUUAGAAUUUCGGAUCUAAUAUAUGGCUGGCAAAAAUUUUUGAAUGACAAAUUAUAAUGAUACAUGCACAGACGGUCAUAAUACGUUUAUUCUUGACUAAAAAAUACGUAAUCAGUAACCUCAAAAAAAAAUUUCAAAUAUAUUUGACGGAUUUAUAAAUAUUCUUUCGUCAUUAUGAAUUUUCGAAAACUAUAAUCAAAUUUGUAAAUAGUGUCCCCUCUAAUCAUGUUUAUCUAAUAUGUCCCGAAUUUGCUACAAAUUUUGAAAUCGCACUGUUACUCUUAAUUCAAUUUUCUGAGGACAGAUUUUCCUUCUUCUGUUAUGUCAUAACUGAAACCUUUCUAAAUAUCCCUACAGGCUUCACAGUGCCCCUAAAA
Leptopilina heterotoma is the source of this 4860-nucleotide messenger RNA. Its product is annotated as aromatic-L-amino-acid decarboxylase-like. Lineage: Eukaryota; Metazoa; Arthropoda; Insecta; Hymenoptera; Figitidae. The transcript has 14 exons. The record is from RefSeq and is a predicted model, not a curated record. Gene Ontology annotation, biological process: amino acid metabolic process. The coding region runs from base 1251 to 3209 and encodes 652 amino acids. Gene Ontology annotation, molecular function: carboxy-lyase activity; pyridoxal phosphate binding.